This is a messenger RNA of Xyrauchen texanus (razorback sucker), 2372 nucleotides long. RefSeq names its product ankyrin repeat and SOCS box containing 4 (gene asb4). Gene Ontology annotation, molecular function: protein binding. The record is from RefSeq and is a predicted model, not a curated record. Gene Ontology annotation, biological process: intracellular signal transduction. The transcript is spliced from 5 exons. Lineage: Eukaryota; Metazoa; Chordata; Actinopteri; Cypriniformes; Catostomidae. The coding region runs from base 122 to 1432 and encodes 436 amino acids.
CUUCCAAACACUACUGUCCCACCGGAAUUUACUAGAGAACUUUCCGGACUCACUUAAAAUUACGGAAAGGAACCUUCGGGCGCAAAUUAAUCGGUGCGCCGUUUAUUUAUAUGUGUGAGAUAUGAGCGGGCCGCGAGCAGUUCUCGGUUUACAGCAGGAAGAUAACGACCAGGCUUUGUCACGGCAGCAGGCAGGAACCCGACUGAAGGCACGCUUUCUGGAAGCACUUAAGCGCAACGAUGCAGCCGAGGUGACAAAAAUACUUCGCACCACCAACAUUGACAUAGACACUGUGUUGGACGUGGAGGACUGCGAUAAGGUCCUUGCCUCAUAUAAAAAAGGUUACUGGUUACCGAGUUACAAGUUGGAGUCAUCCUGGGCAAUGGGUCUUCACGUGUGUAUGAUGUACAAUGCAUUGGAGAGUGCUACAGUCCUUCUGCAGAAUGGGGCAGCGGUCAACAGGAAACCGAACGGGAAGACCCCUUUACAUGUGGCCUGUACGGUAUCUAAUGUUGACUGUGUGGGGCUUCUGCUGGAAUGGAGAGCUCGGAUCAACAGUAUGUCCCUUAGUGGACAUACCCCUUUACACUACUGUGUUACGCCAGAGUCACUGGACUGCGCCAAACUCCUUAUUCUCAAAGGAGCAAACAUCAAUAUGCCCAGUGAAGAGAACCAGGACACCCCUCUGCACACAGUGGCCCGUUUCGGUAUCCCUGAGCUGGUGGCUUUCUACACUGCCAAUGGAGCCGAUGUCAAUGCAGUCAACUCUCACCUGGAGACGGCCCUGAUCACUGCUGCAUUUUGGGCCAUGGACAUGCGCGAGCGGACCUACAGUUCAGACCACCAUCUUGUGUGUCGGAUCCUGCUGGACCACAACGCUAACCUACAUUUAUAUGAAGAAGACAAGAAGACGGCCCUGCACAAGGCUUGCUGGAACUGUGACCAUGUGCUUAUACAGAUGUUGCUGCAGGCCGGUGCUAACCCUCUAGAUAUGGAUAUCAAUGGAUGUGCAGCUAUCCAGUAUGUGUUGAAGGUGGCACAGCUCAGGCCGUGGGCUAUUCCUGAACGCUGCUUUCAGCUGCUUCUCAACUACGGAGCAGCAAGAGUAUAUCCACCCCAAUUCCAUAAGGUGUUGCAGGGAUGCUAUGACUAUCCCAGAGCAGUGGAGGUGAUGGUGAAUUCUUAUGAACACAUAAAGUACACAAAAAAAUGGAGGGCUGCGGUUCCUGUAGCUGUAUAUGAGCGGCAUAGGAACUUCUAUGACUCUUUGUUUGCCAUCUGCACCAACAAUCCACGCACUCUACAACAUCUGUCCAGAUGUGCAAUACGUGCUGCAAUGUCAUAUCGCUGUGAAUUGGGUGUCCAACAACUCGUUCUUCCUCCAUCAGUAAAAAAAUACCUACUUUUGGAGCCUGUAGGUAUCAUAUACUGAUAUUAAAUAUCUACACUACAGACAUACAAUACGACUGCUGCAUAAUCACCAACACACUUAGUGGAACGUCAAGUUUGCAUGUCAGGCAUUCCAUAUAAUUCCAGUGUUAAUGCAGACAUGACAUUAUUUGUUGUUCAUAUGUUUCCAAAUAUGGCAAGCAUGCUUACAUUUUAUUUCAUUUUUUGCAAAGUUUUCUUUAAAAUAUUUAUUUAUUAAACCUUCACCAAUGGGCAAUGAUGAUGCUAAUAUAUUAUAUGUCCUUUUCUAAAUAUAAAAUACUUCCAUGCAUCACAAAAGGCAACAACAUGAUAGACCAACUGUGCUAUGCUGUUAUAAGUGUUCCCAGACCUUUUUAUCAAUUCUUUUCAUGACCUUAUCAUGACCAGUAGUCUGAAUACUUGAUAAGGAUUUUUCAAAGUCAUUAAUAGACAACGCACUCACAAGGAACAAAUUCUGACCUGUAAAUUAUUUAAGAAUGGAGUAUAACUAGAAAAAGAUUUGUCACAAUAGAAACUUCCAUGACCUUUCCUGGCCUAGAAAUCACAAUUUUAAAAUUCUCUGAUAUUUUCUGGUUUUCCAUGACCAUGGUAACCUUAUAUAAUUAAACUCAGGUUUGCAAUUUGUUUGAAGGGGAAACGAACAAUGGAAAAGUCCUAUUUAGUUUAAGAGGAUAAUAUCAGGGAGUAGCCUAGCAGCUCAUUACAGAUAGUUGAAUAGGAUGUGAUGUCUAAGCCAUUAUUUCUUUUGUCAGAGGAAAAAAUGAAGUGCUUAUCAGUGAUUAACCCGGAGUAAUUAUACAAGAGACAAAAAUAAUGGAUAGCUCUCUUUAGAAGGUCCUUGUUGCUUUAGAUCUUGCCUAUUUAGUUUAAAUAGCUAUAAAAGUGUCUUUAAUGGUAAUUUGAGACUUUGAGGAAUAAAAUUAUUAAUAAAAGUUGUAUGC